CAAAAUAAUCCAAUUAUAUAUCAUUCAUCAGACAUAUCUUACACCAACUAGGAUGUAUACAAUGGGCAGAGUGUCCUCCACAGCAUGUCCGCGCUGUGGGGAGCUGGAGGCCGGCUUCUGGCACAUGAUUGGGAGCUGCUCCCCGAUAGCUAUGUUUUGGAGGGAGGCGACUGAUCUUCUUUCCUCCUUAGGCCGGUUCGGGUACCCUGCACUCCUGAGGUCUGCCUGCUAGGAAUACUGAAUGAAGAUAAUUGGGAUCACUAUAUGACAAUAUUCCUGAGGGAAUCCCUGUUUAUGGCACAUAAAUGUAUUGCUCUGAGAUGGUACAGCCCCAAUACACCAAACUUAACCAUGUGGAAAUUGCAGAUAAAUCCGAUCCUACCAUAUGUAGUACUAGUAUACAAACAUCGCAACAAACCACAAACAUUUGAUAGAGUUUGGGGCAGCGCGAACUAUGUAUUCAACCGCGAGACUGCGACAAGCCAUAUCAGCAGCUCGAGGAAGCGUGGCUCAUUCGGUUUAAUGGGGACACCUGUACAUACUAAUACACUAUAUGUUAAUUGAAGAAAUAGGGAGUAUGUAACAUUGCAAUGGCUGGUUAGAGAAACUGUUUAGACGGUUGCUGUAUUUUUUGUUUACAUUGUUUUCUGUAUCAAGAGAAUUGGACCAUAUACGUCUUUUUAUUUCUAUAUCUAUACUGUAUUCGGCAAAAAAAAGUAUGUGAUGCGGUUGUUUUUCCUAUUCUGUUAAUAAAACGGUUAAAAAAAUAUACUGUACGGAGCGGGAUCUCCGUACAGUAUUAGAACAAAGUUUUACAUCCCAAGCCAAUUCUCUCAUCCCCAAUCUUGUCUUCAGUCUUGUUUUAUCCACCAGUAUUAUAUGUUGUAUCCUUGUAUAAUGAGAAGGGUGGAGAUGGCAGGAUUACAGCUGACCAUAGACAUCACAUGUUGUCUGGAUCUUCUCACAAUCUUCUGGUUAUGGAGACUACUUAUCUGAAUAAGGAACCAAAAGAUUGGAUUUAUACAGGAGACCUGCAGAUAUUUGGGUCAGAUAACUCCUGCUGUCCGGUCAUUUUUGGUCCUCAUUCUAAUUACUGAUAUUUUCAGGUCAUAUAAAACCUUCCACACGACUUCUCCAACCGUCUGAUGACUUCUACAAUAUUUAUUUUACAGCUUGUGAAUCUGGGUGAAGAUCUGAACAUUAUAUAUGUUACAGAGACACAUGUGAGGGGUGAUGAGCAGAGUAUAGAGGACAUUCCUACAGAUAACAGCCCAGAUGACUGCACCAGGAGCUUAGGAGGACAUCUUGAAUCUUCAGAUUUUAAAGCAGACGAUCAUGGUACAGAAGAUAGAUAUGGAGAGCAUUCCAUUAUCUCAGAUAUACCCUACAUCCUCCACAGCAAAGAUCCAUCAUCGGAUUCACUAAAAUUGGUCCAAUCUUCUGAUUCACCACAGAUUGUUAUGCAAAACAAAAGUCACCAAAGUGGUGAACAUCAUAGCGCUCUCACAGUGAAGAAGACAUUUUUAUGCUCAGAAUGUAACAAAUGUUUUGCUCUCAAAAAAACUCUUGUUAAACAUCAGAGAAAUCACACAGGAGAGAAACCAUAUUCAUGUUCGGAAUGUGGGAAAUCUUUUAACCAGAAAUCGGAUCUUGUUGCACAUCAGAGAAUUCACAACGGGGAGAAGCCAUUUUUGUGUUCUGAAUGCGGGAAAUGUUUUACCCAGAAAUCAAAUCUUGUUGUACAUCAGAGAACUCACACAGGGGAGAAGCCAUUUUCAUGCUCAGAAUGUAAGAAAUGUUAUAGUGUUAAAACAGAUCUCAUUAGACAUCAGAGAAUUCACACAGGAGAGAAGCCAUUUUCAUGUUCAGAAUGUGGGAAGUGUUUUAACCUGAAAUCAAGUCUUGUUGUACAUCAGAGAACUCACACAGGGGAGAAGCCAUAUUCAUGUUCAGAAUGUGAGAAAUGUUACAGUGUUAAAACAGAUCUUGUUAGACAUCAGAUACUUCAUACAGGGGCGAAGCCAUUUUUAUGUAGAGAAUGUGGAAAAUGUUUUUAUCAGAAGUCAGAUCUUGUUGCACAUCAGAGAAUCCACCACGGGGACACACCAUUUUUAUGUUCAGAAUGUGGAAAAUAUUUUAACCGGAAAUCAGAUCUUGUUGUACAUCAGAGAAUUCACACAGGGGAGAAACCAUUUUCAUGUUCAGAAUGUGAGAAAUGUUAUAGUGUUAAAACAGAUCUGAUUAGACAUCAAAGAACUCACACAGGAGAGAAGCCGUUUUCAUGUUCAGAGUGUGGGAAAUGUUUUAACCAGAAAUCAAAUCUUGUUGUACAUCAGAGAAUUCACACAGGGGAGAAGCCAUUUUCAUGUUCAGAAUGUGGGAAGUAUUUCAACCAGAAGUCAGCUCUUGUUAAACAUCAGACACUUCACACAGGGAAGAAGCCAUUUUCAUGCCCAGAAUGUGGGAAAUGUUUUAUUCGGAAAUCAAAUCUUGUUGACCAUCAGAAAUACUCACACAAGACUGAAGCCUUAUGCAGGUAGGCUUCCUAGAAACAGCAAAAUUAAAUGCAAGUUCUGUGGGAGGAAGAGGUAGUUGUCUAUGAAAUAAUUUAUUAGAAAUACAACUUGGAAAAAAUAUAACUGUUACAGUGAAAGUAAAAUCACUUUAUACAAAGGAAAGCAUUUAUAUGAGGUAAAUGAAAUGUAUGAUAUUAUAAAUAAAUGUCUUUUAUUUAAAAAGCAAAUAAAAUCUAGAUAACACACCAACGAAUCAGCCAUGUGCAUAGAAUAUUUCACAUUAAAAGGAUUCUUCAGAAAAUAAGAAUUGUCUUUAGAAUGGUGAUGUCUCAUUACUAGAACAUUUGACUACUGCAGUUAAUCACAACCCAGAAACUGAUCUAACUCCUACUUACCCAGCUUUAAAGAGAAAUCCUGGAUGAUAUGAUAAAUUGACUUGGAAAACAACACAAGGUCAAACAUAAACUACUCAACAUUGAAAUUGCAACACCAAGAAGGAAAAGUUGUGGAAUUAUGGAAAUCACAGGAUUAAUAGACAUGUUAAUGCCUAAAAAUGGGAAAAAAAUAUUCAAAAUACGGUAUCUUUAUUUAUUCAGUAUCAAGAAAAAGGUCCACGAGCAGAAAAACACACCUUGGCAUGUUAUCAGUGAGGUUAUUAUUGGUUGUCUGAGGUGUGUUCUGCCAUGUUGAAUGCUCUUGGACUCGCAAAUCAUCAAGAUCCACUGCUGGCAGCUCCUUUUGCAGGUGCUGAUUAAUGUCCACCCAGAUGUCCUCCAAGAAGACAAGUCUGUAAGCGCUGCAGACCAUAGUAGCACGUUUAGGUGACACAGACUGCUCAUAGAAGCACGAGCAACAUGUGACUUGGUUUUGUGCUGUUAAAAAAAACAGCUCCUGGAUCACUUUAGAGAAAUAUCCAUACCAUUGGUUCUACGGUCAAAUUAAUGGGAAGUCAGGCUGUUAGUGUACCUGAAAUGAAAAUGAGAGGGGUCCAGCUACAGUACAUUAUGCCAGCCCACACCAUAAUCCAGGGAGUAAGAGCAGUGUGAUGUUCACUUGUGAAGGCUUCUUGAUGGCAUUGGCCAAGUGGUCUCCAGACCAGGAUAGGCCUCCAUUGCAGUCUCUAUUGCUGUCUUUCUAUGCACCAUGAUGGCCUUUUAGAGAAGUGACAUGAGGUCAAAGAAGACACUGUUUGCCACCCUAGGCUUGAGAUGUGAUAUCCAAUUUCAAGUACAAAAUGGAAAAAAAUUACCAUAUUUUUCGCCCAUA
This is a messenger RNA of Bufo gargarizans (Asiatic toad), 3782 nucleotides long. Its product is annotated as zinc finger protein OZF-like. The record is from RefSeq and is a predicted model, not a curated record. The transcript is spliced from 2 exons. Lineage: Eukaryota; Metazoa; Chordata; Amphibia; Anura; Bufonidae. Gene Ontology annotation, biological process: regulation of immune system process; negative regulation of transcription by RNA polymerase II; regulation of cytokine production. Bases 1146 to 2540 code for a protein of 464 amino acids.